AUGGAAACUUCCUAAUCACAAGCCAAAAAUUCUGUUUUAUCUAAUAUCACUAAUGAUCCAAGUAUUCAAUCUGACACCUCAAUGAAAUAAGGCUCUAAAGCUUAUUAUGAAAAAGAUGAUCUUUUUCUUAACUCAUAGAUGCCAAAUGAAUAAAAAUAAGAUGAUGAAGAUGAAAGCGAAGAUGAGGAAUCUGAAGAGGAAGGAAUUGAAAUUGAUUUCCCAAGAGAUAAUGCUUAGGAUUUAGUCCAAUUUCUCCAUAGAGAGCUUAAUAAUCUUUAGAAUAUGGAAGAUGGCUAGAAGAGAAAGUUCGCAUUGAUCAAGAUGUAUCAGAUUUUUGUUUAGGCAAAAAACAAAGCACCUAAUAGAAUAUACUAGGAGCUAUUACCAAUGAUAUAAAAACCCUUAUUUAAGCGACUUUCUGAUAAAGUUGAAAAAUGCAGGGAGAUUGCAGCUUUGAUUAUCAAAGAAUUCUUUCAUAGGUCAGAUGAUAUUACUAUGAGCAUCCCAUAUAUAUUGCCAAUUCUAGUAGAAAGACUCAAUGCUGAAAAUCUGGAAGGAACCGAGGGACUCCCAGAUGUCAUGAAACCUCCUAUUACUUAGAAGCCAUAAGUAAUGGUUGCGCAAACCGAAACAAGUGAAGAAGUUAGAGUAGUUCUUGCAGAAAUUGUUACAGUUAUCGUAUCUUAAACCGUAUUCGAUUGCUUAAGAGCAUAUGUUGAUCAAUUGGUCAAUAUUGUUAGAGCAUUAUGCAUGGAUCCAUUUGGAGAUGUCAUUAUUGAAGGAUGUAAUGCCAUGUCAGAAUUAGCUCAAAAUGGAACAGAUUAACUUCUACAUUUUAGUGAGAAUAUGGGUAGAUCUCUAUUCACAUCUUUUGUUAGUAAGCACGCAAAAGUAAGAAUGGCAGGAAUUAAAGCUCUUUAUUAAGUAUUUUUCUGUGGAGUCUGGAAAUAUAAUGCUAAUAUCAUGGAGCAUCUAAUUGGCUUUAGAGAUCCUAACUUAGUUCCGAUAAGAGAUUUUUAUGAUGUUUCAACAAAGCUUAACUACUUUGCAAUCUUGGUAUCAGAUAGAUCUACUGUUGUAAGAGAUUUAUUUUAUAAGACAAUAGCUGGAUUAUCAAUGAAACUUCCAGAUAAAAAAGAUCACGAGGGUAGACUAUUCCCCUAUCUUAUAAGUGGGUUAUAUGACCAUAAUGAUGUUAUUAGAGAAAGUGUGUUUGAUUUGAUUGAGGAACUUGGAAAAUAGUAUGAGGAAGAAUACGAAAAAGAUAUUAGAGAGCUCAAGUAAUUAGGGUUUAACCCUGAGUGGACAUUUAACGGUAAAGUCAAAGAUUCUGAUGUAACUUUGCCUCUUCCUUUUAUUCAUAGACCUUGUCUUGGAUCUAGAAUUCUUGUCAGAUCUUAUGUAAGAAGAUAUCUGCACGCCCUCUACAAAGAAAUAACAGACUGGAUUUAAGAGAAUAGAGAAAGAGCUUCUAAUUUAUUGCUUUGCUGUAUAAUUUAUACUGAAGACUUUAUGACCUAAUUUAUGGACCAUUUACUACUGUCUCUCUAUAAAGCAGUCCUAGAUAAAGAGAACAAAGUUGUAAUGAAGAAUAUUCCACUUUGCCUUAAAUUGAUUGGAAGAUAUUGUGCUCCAAGAACAUAUGAUAAUUUCAUUCUAUAGGCUAUUAGAAGUGAACUUUAAUCUUAUCUUCCUCAUACUUAGGCUGGAGCUUUGAAAGCAUUCGGAUAUGUCUUUUAUGGAGCCGUAGAGAUCAUUCCUAAUGAUGAAAAUUUAGAUAAGGUCGAUAACUUAUUGUCAGAAUUCGUACGAUCAGUAAAUGAACAAAUCCUUGACUCUCUUGAUCAAGAACUUGCUGAUAACUUGAUAUACAGUCUAUCGCAGAUUAUUGAAAUCCUGAGUCUUAAGCAAGAAAAGGAAUUCAAUAUUAAACAAUGGUAGAAACAUGAAAAAGACUUCUUCUACAUGAUUAUUAGAUGCUUAGGAGUUUACCACAAUCUUAAGAUGUUAAAUAAACCAGACAGUGAUCAUGUCAUAGAGUAAAAGAAAUUGUGCAUUAAAUUAUUGAAUAAUCUAACUUAGGUCAGUUCUAAUCCAGAAGUAGACUUUUUUGAAAGUAAUCUAAGAAGUUAUUUUAACGAAUAGUUUGAAACUGAGGAGGUUAUUGACAAAGCAAGAAACUGGGCAAUCUUGAAUCAUAGAUGGAGGAUGUUUUAUGCAGUUUUUGAGUUUCUUGAAGAUAAGCAUUUUCAAUAUUACCUAGACUCUGAUGCAAAAAUCACUAUCCAAGAUAGAGUUGGCUAAAUUAUCUCUGCUAUAUUGAAAAAUGGAGAUAGCCAAAAUUAUAAUGUAAAAUAUCUUGCGCUUACUUAGUUACUACCAAUGUUCGUCAAUAAAUCAAUUAAAAUAGUAAAUCCUAAUCUAAGCUUAGUUUACCUUAAUAUUUUAUAACAGGCAGCCCUAACUGAGUGGAAAAACCCAGAUUAAAAACUUAAAAAUUUAGUUCUUAUUUAGAAAUAGCAUCACGAUCUACUUGAUCUUGAGGGAGUAAAGCUGAAUGCCGAGGUUUUAGAGAAGUUUGAUGAGUUCAUGCUCAGCUUCGAAAUUUUCCAUAAGUUGAAGAAAGAUAGUAUUAGAGUUGAAACAUUGAAAAUAAUAAGAAGAUAUUUGGAUUUAUUUAUUACUCAAAUAGUAACCUAAAAAGGCUUAAACUCCAAAUUGAAGCUAUUUUCUAAGUUAAAAUUUAUCUCCUAACUAUCUGAAGAACUAAUUAAAUACCUUACUGACUAUCAUGAUUCAGUUAGAGAGCAAGCCUAACUUUUAUUGACUGAUAUAAUCAGAGAAUUCUUACCCUAAGAGCUUUAAUUUGACUAGGAGUAGGAUUAACUUCUACAGAUGCUCAGAUCAAAUGCUUCAGUUGGAUUUAGUAGUUAGAUGACCCAGAAACUCAAAGAUGCUGCUGAAAUGGAAAGUGCAAUGACUAAGCAUGCUUUCGAUGAUCCUUAGGCGUUUAUCAAAAAUAUAGUCGCCAUUAUGAUGGAUGAAACUCACGGAAGAGAGAACUUAAUUCUAAUUAUUAAGGAAUUCAACAAAAAGACGCCAUUUAUGGUAUUAAAUGACUAUAGAAUAGCCUACUAAUCAAAUAGUCUAAGAAGGGUUGAGAUUCUUAAGACCCUUAUUUUCUAAUGA
Molecule: messenger RNA, 3189 nt
Organism: Stylonychia lemnae
Lineage: Eukaryota; Ciliophora; Spirotrichea; Sporadotrichida; Oxytrichidae
Source: the annotation of a GenBank genome assembly